Messenger RNA from Silurus meridionalis, 1464 nucleotides. It is a transcript of the gene tifa, whose product is annotated as TRAF interacting protein with forkhead associated domain. NCBI's taxonomy places the organism in Eukaryota, Metazoa, Chordata, Actinopteri, Siluriformes, Siluridae. The record is from RefSeq and is a predicted model, not a curated record. The coding region runs from base 204 to 779 and encodes 191 amino acids. Gene Ontology annotation, molecular function: protein binding. The transcript is spliced from 2 exons. Gene Ontology annotation, biological process: canonical NF-kappaB signal transduction.
UCUACCGGCGCUGACGCAACGCUUUUCCGCUCAGUGCGCUCAGUAGCAACAGAUCUCCGUUAGUUAUGAGAUAAACAUUGGGCUGUACAGUCCAUGAGUGUUUCACUCCCAGGAAAAACAAGCAGGAAUUGUUUGGGAUUGCGCUUUGAUGUGAGAAGCUCGUUUUCUAAAGGGACGAGAAGUCUUUGGGUUGAGCCAGAACAAUGCAGGCUGUUUCUCAAACAAUAACCACAGAGGAAUACCUCACCUGUCUCCAUAUUCAGCUUUAUCAUCCAGACCAGUCUGUGUAUCCUCUCUACAGCCUUCUUCGCCUAAACCAACCUCAAAAGAUCUGGGCAGAAGAUCCGAUUAGGCUGGGCCGAGAUGGACAAGUUUGCUCUUUUCUGUUCAACGACACCCAUGUCUCCCGAAAACAGCUCUCCAUCCAGGCAUAUCGCAAAGCUGGUAACCCAGACCUGCGCUUCACGGUGCAGAACAUAAGCCAGAAAGGGAAGAUUCUGGUAAACGGGUAUGAGCUGCACCAUUUGGAGAGAGUUGAUCUGGAGGAAAAGGCCCUGCUCAGAUUUGGGAAGUAUGAGUUGCUGAUUUGGCAGGACCCUGGUGAGGCUCAGGACAGUUUUGAAGUUUUGUUUGAAAAGCUGAACGUUUCUCCUUCAAGGGAAAUGGGUGUGGAUCUGCCGUGCACAAUAGCAGUGAUGGAUACAGGUCUGAGAAGCUAUCAGAAUGGAGCACCAGUCAGUCAAGAGCCACUGGAAAGUGAUGAGAACCUGUAUAUCUAGCAGCCAAGAGAAAAUCUUCAUGGAACCUAGGAUGAGUUCACCGUUAUUUUAAAUGCAAAGAUGAGGAUAGGGUUGUUGAUUCAGCACAUGACAUUUCCUCAUUUUGUUUUGUGUGAAGUCAGGCAUGUUUUCAUUUAUCCAUGUUUCCUAUGUCCUGUUUUUAUUUUCUGAUUAUUAAUUUCGACAUUUUCUUGCUUUAACUCAUUUUUUAUUCUGUUACAUUAAUACUUUCUGUAAAUUUCUGGAAAAUAUUUAUCUAGAGUGUAAGUAGCAUUUCAGCAUUGUAGUAGCAGCUAUCAAAAUUAUUUUGCCAUUGCUAACUAUAUUUAUAUAUGCCAUUGUGCCAGGUGUGUGUGUGUGUGUGUGUCUCUCUCUCUCUCUCUCUCUCUCUGUCUCUUUCUCUCUCUCUCUUUCUCGCUCUCUAGUCAUAAACACUUAACAACAUAUUAUUUAAGUAACCUAAUUUUAUUGAACGAUGUACUGAUGAACUACCAUGCAUUUAUUACGUAUGCACAUAUAAAUGGUGUUAGAUGGGCCAUGCCAAACUAUAGGUUAGCAUGCCAUCCUUUAAACGAAAAUGUGAAAUAGACAAAGAAGGAUGUUUUUUUAAAUAAAUGUUAAUUAACACCUUUAAAACUGAAGCAUAAAAACUGUUUUGUACAAAUAAAGCAGUGUUGAAAACUUU